This is a messenger RNA of Sphenostylis stenocarpa, 1176 nucleotides long. NCBI's taxonomy places the organism in Eukaryota, Viridiplantae, Streptophyta, Magnoliopsida, Fabales, Fabaceae. The record is from the annotation of a GenBank genome assembly.
AUGGCCACAGCAGAAGUGAGGGCUGUGUGGCAGAGAGCUGUUAACCGGUGCUUUGUUCAAGAAGACGCAAAAAGAGCCCCUAAGUUGGCUUAUUGUCAAUCUUCAUGUGCAACAUCAAAAUUGUUUGAUUUUGGGGCAGCCAGUGCUGCUGAUGAAUCCGAUCAUGCUGCUGUCAAUGUCACCCUUUUUAACCCUAAAUCUUUAUUUUCCAGUGGGGCUCCUGACUCAAGAUGGUGGUUGCAAUUGCAACCUAACUAUGAGGCAUAUAGUGAAAGUUCUCAAGCAAAUUCUCAACUAGUGGAUAUGAUGGCUAAACAUGAGACGAUGGAUAUCGAUUCUGUAUGCUGUUCAUUGUCCAAGCGAACAAAUGACUCCUCCUUGGAUUCUGAGUAUUCAUGGAUUGGAGUUGAGAAAGCAGAGCCGUGGUGGCAAACUAGAGAUAGAGAUGAGUUGGCUUCCUUUGUUUCGCACAAAUCACUCAACCAUAUAGAGAAUUGUGACCUUCCACCUCCUCAAAAGUAUCUCACAGGACAACCAUGUCCUGAUAUCGGUAAUAUCAACAUAAGAAGAACAUCAUCUUUGGACAGGGAAGCAUUUUCCAAUUUCAAUGUUCAAGCAAAGGAAAGUGUAGAAUCAGGAUUGAUGCAUAGGAUGUUGGGGCCUUCAACCAAUAAACGGAAUUUAUAUUUUGAUUGUGACAAAUACUCAAGUUAUAGCACAAUCCAUGGGGGUGUCACAGAACAAGUUAUUGGGGAAGACCCCCCCAGCAAAGCUCAACUUAUGGAAGCAUUGUGUCAUUCUCAAACACGCGCGAGGCAAGCAGAGGAGAGAGCAAAACAAGCUUGUGCUGAAAAAAAACACAUUAUUGCACUCUUCUUUUUGCAGGCAUCACAACUUUUUGCGUAUAAGCAAUGGUUUCAACUGUUGCAGCUAGAGAAUCUUAACACUCAGCUUAAGAACAAGGAUCAGCCAACUCUCUUCCCUGUGGCUCUUCCAUGGAUUGGUAGGAAAUUUGGCAAGAGAAAGCAAAAAUUAGGCAAUGUCAAACAAAAAAUGCUUGGCAAGCCAAAAAGUGACAUUACAACAUACGCCAUUGCAUUUGCUUUAGGAUUGAGUCUUGUUGGGGCUGGCUUGCUUUUAGGAUGGACUGUAGGUUGCAUGUUACCUUGUUCAUAG